Messenger RNA from Maudiozyma saulgeensis, 1689 nucleotides. The record is from the annotation of a GenBank genome assembly. Lineage: Eukaryota; Fungi; Ascomycota; Saccharomycetes; Saccharomycetales; Saccharomycetaceae.
AUGACUUGCAAGAAAAUAUCAUUUCUGUUAGUUACAUUACUGUUUACAUCACGUAUUAUUUUACAACCAAGAUACUCUUUGAUUUCAGAUUGUGAUGAAACAUUCAAUUAUUGGGAACCUCUGAAUUUUUUGGUUAGAGGAUUUGGUAAACAAACAUGGGAAUAUUCACCAGAAUAUUCUAUUAGAUCGUGGGCCUUUUUAUUACCAUUUUAUGCUAUUAUUUACCCUUUCAACAAAUUUACUGAAUUAGAAAGUGUUUGGAAUUUUUACAUUACAAGAAUAACUCUGGGUUUGUUAUCAUUUAUUCUAGAAGUUCAAUUACAUAGUGAAAUAAAAAAAUCCAUGUCUCACAGAGUAGCUAAUAUAUGGUUAUUAUUUCAAAUAUUUAAUCCAGGUUAUUUCCAUGCAUCUGUAGAAUUAUUACCUUCUUCAGUAGCAAUGAUUUUAUACAUCGGAUCCAUUAAAUAUGCUCUACGUUAUUUAUCGACAAAUAAAAGUUCCUCUUUUACUAUGAGUCUUACUUUUAAUUUCAUUGCAGGAAUAUUAGGUUGGCCAUUCGUAUUGGUUCUAAGUUUACCUUUGUGUGUUCAUUAUGUCUUUUAUAACCCAAUAAUAGUAUCAAUUAGAACAGCAUUUGAUUGUACAUUGAUGUUACUUUCAAUUAGCGCUGUUGUCAUUGGUAUUGACUCCAUUUUUUAUGGCAAAUUUGCAUCAGUUUCAUGGAAUAUAUUAUUUUAUAAUGUAUUAAAUGCUGAUGAAAAUAGCGGCCCAAAUAUUUUUGGUGUAGAACCAUGGUAUUAUUAUUUAUUGAACCUUGUAUUGAAUUUCCCAUUACCUGUAUUAUUGUUUAGUUUUGUAGGAUUGACCCAUGUUAGUUUAGCACCAUUAUGGAUAUCUUUCACCUUAUGGAUGGUUAUAUUUAUUAUGCAACCACAUAAAGAAGAAAGAUUUUUAUAUCCAAUAUAUGGUUUGGUUUCAUUAAGUGCUGCCAUUGGAUUUUCCAAAUUGUUAACUUUUUCAAAACUGUGUAAAUUAUUAAAGAAGGUGUUGAAAUCUAUUGUUAUCCUCGCUGUAAUCAUACAAGCAUCAUCACGUAUAAUUGCCCUUAUUGUCAAUUAUACUGCACCAUUGGAUACGUUUGCUGAAUUAUACAAUAUAACCCCUAGUGGAUUAAACGAUAUAGAACUUAUCAAUGUAUGUGCAGGUCGUGAAUGGUAUCAUUUCCCUUCAUCAUUCCACUUACCUGAUGGGUAUCGUCUACAAUUUAUAAAAUCUGGAUUUGAUGGAUUAUUACCAGGUAAUUUCCCAGAAUCUAUCCCAUUGCUUGAAACUAUUCGUACUAUUCCUGAAGGAAUGAAUAAUUUAAAUAAGUUUGAUGCUGGGAAGAUUGUAGAGAUUGAUGAAUGUACAUAUAUUGUAGAUAUGGUUGAUAAUUCCAAUAAAGCAGUCGAUGCAUUUAAUCCAAUUGAAGAAAUUGAAAAUCAAAAAUGGAACCGUGUAUUCUGUAAUCAAAUCAUUGAUGUAGAUCAUUCCAAGAUUUUAGGAAGGGCAUUCUAUGUUCCACCUAUUAUUGCAGAUUUUAUGAAUAAAAAGUUACCUUCAUUAUGGAAUAGAAUGUAUGGGGUUCAAUUUACAGAUUACUGUUUGUUUGAACGUGCUGAAAAUGCUCCAAGAGAAAUAGAUAUAUAA